Messenger RNA from Humulus lupulus (European hop), 2716 nucleotides. RefSeq names its product disease resistance RPP13-like protein 4. Bases 527 to 2608 code for a protein of 693 amino acids. The transcript has a single exon. The record is from RefSeq and is a predicted model, not a curated record. Lineage: Eukaryota; Viridiplantae; Streptophyta; Magnoliopsida; Rosales; Cannabaceae. Gene Ontology annotation, biological process: defense response to other organism.
GGUAAAACUAACUUUUCAGACUUUCAGUCAUAUGGUGACCUAGUUUGUUCUUCUCAUAUGGGCUAGUUUAAUAGAAGACUUUUCUUUUCAUAGGUUGAACAAUCUAAUUUGGCUACUAAAAUGACAAUAAACUCUUUAGUAUGACUGGAUGUGACUGGUGUGAGAAAUUGUUUGUUUAUUUAAUUUUUUUCUUCCUUUGUGCUCAUUCCAAAUUUUUUCAGCUUGGACUAGUUUAAUAGAAGACCAAGAUUCGUAUUGUACCAACUCUGAUAAAAAAAGAAACACAUGGGUCCAUAGGUACAACCACUUGGAAUGACUUUAUAUUAAGAAAAGUAGCAGUUGGCCUUUUCUUUGCUGUAGCUGGUUAGAAAAAUAUUGGAAUUUACUCCCUUUUUUUUUAUAUAAUUUUGUCAUUGCCAUAAGAAUGGUUUAUGCUAAAAGAUACACUGACCGUGCUAGUUGUUGAGUUGAAUACUAGUAGAGUUUUGGCCGUAGUUUUCUCGUUUGAUCAGUUACCGUCGUCGUCAUGUCGUCGACCACGUCCAAAAGAACCAUACCAAUAUCUUCAUUCGAGACUUCUUAUGUUUCUUUGGAACUUCUUUCCUACUUGAAAUCUUCGCAAAUUACUCAUUUUCAGAUAUUCAACGAGGUUAUCAUCCCAGAUUUUCUUCGCCACUUAGCCAAAGCAAAAAACAUCUCUCCCCCAACUCUAACGGAAAACGACCCCAGCCAAAACGGCGACCUCCCUCAGGUCGAAGAAGCUUCUUCUUCUAAUAAUGAUGAUAUCCAUGCAAUGUUUGAAGAUAUAAAAACCGACGUUGUUCGCAUCCAAGAGAUCUGUAGGAGACUGGAGCACUGGGAGAAUGAGCUUAACGGCGCCAUGAGAGACCUCGUUCUCCAGAGCUUGGACGACGCUUUUAAAGAAAGGACGGGGGAAGUAAAGACCGAUUCUCUCCAAGAUAAGCUUAGUAGGACUCGAGAUACGGUUACCAAGUUGAAAGGUCUGAUCUAUUCAACUUUGAAGUACGAUUUGAAUAAUUCUAACUUGAGCUUCAGAACGCCCACUUCUAUCCACAGUAAGGUGACAUGGUCGGUUGAGUUACCAAUGGUCGACAUUGGUAAAGAAAUCGCGGUGAGGUCGACGUUUGAAGAAAUCCGAGCCGUCUACGAAGACCUGGACUCGACGAAGAAGCUUUGCUUGCUCUGUUUCUCUGUAUUUCCAGAAAAUGUGGUGAUAAAGAAGAAGGUUCUGGUUCAUUGGUGGGUCGGAGAAGGUUUCAUAGACUCGUCGGACUGCGGAAAAGACGAGUCCGUUGAGAAAUUCGCGAGUGGGUUCUUUAAAGAGUUCAUAGCCAAAGGCCUAAUCGAGCCCGUUUUCAAAAAGCGGAGGCCCAGCGCCGACAGCUGCAGAAUGGAACCGUCCGUACGAUUUGCCGUAAUUAUGCUCGCGGAAAGGGCAGGGUUCAUCAAGUUUGACGCUAAUAAAAACCCGAUAGCGAAUUUCUCUAGCUCCCACAGAGCUUGCCUGGUAAAAUCCGAUGACGGUUCUUGUGUUCGGGAGCUGGCGUACGGUUUUCGUUCUAAACAAGAGAACGUACGGACGGUGUUCAAUGUGAGUGAGCAUCGUGUUGAGUUUAAACCAGCUUGGUUUUCGAAGAUGAAGUAUGUUCGGGUGCUUCAGCUGGGGAGGUGGGAGAGCUCUGCCAAGCAUUUGAUUGAAGUUGAGGACAGCGAGUUCUUAAAAGGGUUGAAGAAGUUGAAGUUUCUUAGGUACCUCAGUCUCAGAGGAGUCUCUAGGAUUACAGAGCUUCCUAAUUCGAUCUCCAAACUCGAGAAUUUGAGGAUCUUGAAUCUUAAUGGCUGUAAUGAAUUUCAGAAACUCCCUGACGGAAUAGGCUCGCUUAAGAAGCUGACUCACCUAGACAUGUACGAGUGUUACUUGAUUAGCCAUAUGCCCAAGGGACUAGCUUCUCUAUCCGAACUCAGAGUCCUAAAAGGCUUCGUUAUUGGUAAGCAAAUACCCGGAGGCCAGUACUGCAAGCUGGAGGAUUUGAUCAAGUUGGAACAUUUGGAGAAGUUGAGUAUCCUUGUGGAUAAAAAUUCACACACGGUUAUGAGAGAGCUCAACUCUUUGGCAAACUUUGGAAAGCUCAAGUCUUUAUCAAUAUCAUGGUCAAGAAUCUAUAAUUCGCCCAAACCCCAAAGGAGUACGCUCAGAAGGCUUACCAAUCUCAGCAGAGUGCGGACUUCACCGUUUGAAGGGCCUGCAGCUUCGACUAUUCCCAAAACAGUGGAGAAAUUUGGCCUCCAUUAUUUCCCCGUUUCUAAUAUAUCUGAGUGGUUUUCACUUGGGGAACGGCAGAACUUAAGGAAGCUUUAUGUCAGGGGAGGAGAACUUGCUAAUUUGAAGGAUCAAAAGUGUUGCUGGGAGACUGUUGAAUAUUUGCGUCUCAAGUUUUUGAGUAAACUGAAGAUGGAUUGGCGAGAAAUGAAGCAAGUCUUUCCAAAACUAACUUACAUGGAGAAAAUCAAGUGUCCUCAACUCAGUCUCUUCCCUUGUGAUGAGAAUGGAAUCUGGAAGAGUGAAGCAUCACAACAGGACAAUUGAUCUUUGUUUAUCUAUUUCCUUUUUUAAGUUUUAUUCUAUCUCUCUUUUUGUACCAUGCUCUGCUUGUAAAAGAUCGUUAUGAAAUACAUUGAUAAUUUAAUAUCCUGA